AUGGCUUUCAGGAACCAUGCGAUUAGCUUGCUGCUGAUCUUCGUCUUCCUUGCCAUAGAUAUUGUGCAUGCCUCGCUUCCUUUUUCAGUGCCAGCUGCGUUUGAUGAAUAUCUGUCGAAGCACCCAAUAUCUGUCAAGCCCAGAAACGAGACAACGUUUGGCCCAAGAGAGAGCACACUUCAACAGGCAUCAACGAGCCCACCAAAAUUCAGCCGAACUCUCUGCCCUGUAAGCUGCGCUGAAGCCGGAGACGACCCAAGCAGCUGGACCGUCUAUCAUGACUUGGACCGCUUCUCGCAUUGUAACCAAUCUAUGCUCGUCAACUUUGCGCUCCACACCCCUCUAGAGGAUGACGACACGCAUAUUAGUCUGUACGCAUGCGCAUCAGCAGUCAACUCAGCCUCAGCAGUGGACUCAGAAGAAACUGACGCCAAAUCGUGUGCCACCGCGAAACACACCACCAAGAGGAAAUCAACACUUCAGCUAGCCUGGUCAGGCUCGAAUAGCGCUGGAAGCACGACUACGGAUAAUGCAAUCGCCGCAGUUCAACAGCUGCAGUCCUAUAUGCAAGCUGACAACUCAUGUGAUGAGAAGAUUACUUUCGCAUACUCUGACAAGGCACUUGUUGGUCUGUACGCAGGCGCUGGACUUCAGAGCCAAAAUGUCACAGGCCCUAUCUUGGAGGAGUUCUUGUCAUACAUACAGAGCAAUGGUAUAUCCGGCAAUCUUGUCGCUCAAUCUUGUGCCUCAACGUAUACAAGCUCAAGGUAUUCCAUUGGAGUCGCGCUGAGCACCGAUGCGGACUGGACGUUCGUCCAAGAAGCAGUGCAAGCAUGGAGUAAUGCCAGCUGUGUCACUGCCUAUGACGAGGCAACGACCUGGCAUGCCAUCAAUUACCUUGCACCAGUCUCAAGCAAUCAUACCUCAAACAGCACCUCGUCUAGUCGACACGCACUCCAAGCAAGGGACACUUGCACAACAAUAAGAGUUGCUUCAGGUGAUACUUGUACUACUCUAGCGGCAGAAUGUGGAAUCACCGCAGCCGAAUUCACCGAGUACAAUCCAAGCUCCGGUGAAUGCUCCUCACUCACUCCUGUGGCAGCAAAUGACACAUGCUCUGUAAUUGCGGCGACGUACGACAUUACUGUUAGCGAUAUUGAUAAUUAUAAUAACGAUACUUGGGGAUGGAUGGGCUGCAGUGACCUGCAACUUGGUGCUCGUAUCUGCCUCAGCUCUGGAUAUCCUCCAAUGCCAUCGACUAUCUCAAAUGCAGUCUGUGGCCCUCAGGUAAAUGGCACGGCUGUUGCACCACACGGAACAAAUUUGAGCACUCUUAAUGAGUGCCCAUUAAAUGCAUGCUGUGAUAUCUGGGGGCAGUGUGGUACUACUGCUGAGUUUUGCUUUGUUACUGAGUCAACAACUGGAGCACCUGGGACUGCCGCUAAUGGAACAAAUGGUUGUAUCUCAAAUUGUGGAGCAGAUAUUAUCUACUCGGAUCCUCCUGCAGAGUUUCUUAAAAUCGGAUAUUUUGAGGGCUAUGACUGGCAAAGGCCAUGCCUUGCAGAAAGUAUUCUGUCAGUCGACACAAGCAAAUAUACUCAUAUUCAUCUUGCUUUUGCUACCCUAAACGCAGAUUUCUCUGUCAAUGUUUCAUCAAUGUCUUCGAAUUUUGAUGAUUUUGGCAGUUUAUCAGGCGUGAAAAGAAUCUUAUCUUUUGGAGGAUGGGAAUUUUCAACUAGCUCCUCAACAUAUGAAAUAUUUCGACAAGCUGUUCAAGAAGCUAAUAGGGCAACAUUCAUCAGUAAUGUGCUUGAAUUCUUGGAUGAAAAUAACCUCGAUGGUGUUGACUUUGAUUGGGAAUACCCUGGCGAGCCUGAUAUUCCAGGGAUACCAGCCGAUACUACUGCCGAUGUUAUUGACUUUUAUGUCUUUUUGGGAGAAUUCUAUGAAUCGAAUGCUGGCAAAUACUCAGUUUCUGUCACUGCUCCUUCGUCUUACUGGUAUUUAAAGAAUAUUCCAAUCUAUGCUAUGUCAGCAUAUGUGGACUAUAUUGUGUUCAUGACUUAUGAUCUUCAUGGGCAAUGGGAUUACGGAAGUAAAUUUUCCGAUCCAGGAUGCCCAGCAGGCAACUGUCUUCGAUCUGAUGUGAAUAUAACGGAGACUCUUAAUUCCUUGUCGAUGAUCACUAAGGCUGGGGUUCCCUCAAACAUGGUUGUGGUUGGAGUAACUAGUUAUGGUCGUUCGUUCAAGAUGACAACUCCAGGUUGUUAUACUGACAUGUGCACCUACACUGGGCCAGAUUCUGGUGCAACUCCUGGGCCAUGCACUGACACUGCAGGCUAUUUAGGCAAUGGCGAGAUUGCUGAUAUCAUUGCCCAGAAUUCAUCUGGAAUGAUCCAGUUUGUGGAUGAAAGUUACUCUAAUAUCCUUGUCUAUGAUGAAGACCAAUGGGUAUCAUAUAUGGAUGAUGAGAACAAGGAACAGAGAGGCGAGCUUUAUUCUGUCCUUGCCAUGGGUGGAUGGGUAGAUUGGGCAAUCGAUCUUCAAAAUAAUGGUUCAACAAGUUACCUUGACCCUGGAUCAAGCACCAAUGGUUCCGGAACUAUUUAUAUCGAUCCCAGUAUUUGGACUAAUGACACUGGAACUCUGGAUUGCAUCCCGCCUUGCUCAUUUAUAAUGCCCCCACUUCCUCUGUCAACUAACACCACCGUCUCAAUUCCUCCAACGUCGAUAGUUGUGGUGGUUUCUAGUCCUACGCCUGUUAGCACGACCAUUGGGACAACAACAACUACACUUAUCUCCUACAUCCCUAUGUCGAUACCGACGGUGUUGAAUAUACCUGCGUACACUGGCCCUUCGAUUCCCGUCUGGGGGGUCUCUGUUCCAUCCGGGUCACCCUACCCUACGACAAUUCCAAUGAUAUCUUCCAUUCAGCCCACUCCUUUCCCAGUUGUUAUCACCCCUGUUUGGGGAGGGACAACAAACGUCUCAGGUGGCACAGUCACCACUCAGACUCCAAUGACUUAUAUAUCGGGGCAUUAUACAUAUAUUGGUCCAUCAGGAACACACAUAUUUGGAGGAUCGACCACCAUAACUGGUGGGACCACAGGAACUCCAAUAACAACGACCUUCACUCCAAAUCCAUACCCUGAUACAGCACAAUCCACGCCAGAUAAGACUUUGAACACUAGAAGGACAUCGUUUUCAAAGGGAAAGCCCAAGGAAACAACCCACAAGGGUUCCAAGGGUGCCGGCCAUGCUUGUCAUUCCUUCUGUCAUCCCCACUGCCCUUAUUGUCCACCUGAUUUUGGGGAUACUUCAGAUGAUGGGGGAUCAGGAGGUGGCGGUGGUGAUGGUGGUGAUGAUGGCAGUUCAACUAAAUCGUCAGACCCCUCUUCCACUGGCAGUUCCAAGUCCACUUCGAGUUCCAGCUCCAGUUCUAGCUCAGGUGAAUACACUGUGGCAGCUCCGGCAUUUAUUACUGCAGAUCGGCCGAUUACCACAGUUGGUUCCGCUGCCCUAGCCUCAAUGGAGUCCGAUAUCGCGUCAAUGUGGAACGCGAUGUUUCCAGUAACCACUACUGCCACUACGGGCACUGCUUCUACAGGCACCGCUACGGGCGCUGCGGGCUCUGGGGGCUCUACAAGCACAGCUACAGACUCUGCGGGUACCGGGGGCUCCGGUGGAUCCGGUGGCUCUGGAACAUCCUCGACUCCAUCAACCACCGCUGUAUCCUGGCCAACCAUAACUGGGUCCACAGUCAGAACUACUGGUGCAUAUUGCUUCACUGAAGCGGACGGCUACACCCAAUUCACAUUGGAAAACGCAGCUACCGCUUCAGAAAACUUCUGCAAGAAGAAGUACAGGUUAAAAUCUGGGGACGCAACAAUCAGCUAUACUACACAAUUCACAGAGGAAUCAUACGCCAUUGUAGUAUCUGGAGGCUGGGCACCCGACCAGUCAGGAUGUGGUGGUAGCGAGGAGACGUGGGAUUUCACUGGUGAUCCUAGUGAUAACGCAGUCGGUGUCUGUAUGGACCAAUGGAUGCCUGAUUAUUGCGACAGCGCUGAUCUAUCCACCGAUCUAUCGUACGGAGGAGGAUAUCUUGUCAAUGACCAUCACGGCUGCAUCUUGUUUGAACUAUAUGCCUAUCCUAUUUCCACGACGUGA
Molecule: messenger RNA, 4170 nt
Organism: Talaromyces atroroseus
Lineage: Eukaryota; Fungi; Ascomycota; Eurotiomycetes; Eurotiales; Trichocomaceae
Exons: 5
Coding region: 1-4170 (1389 amino acids)
Biological process (GO): carbohydrate metabolic process
Molecular function (GO): hydrolase activity, hydrolyzing O-glycosyl compounds; chitin binding
Source: RefSeq, a predicted model, not a curated record